This is a messenger RNA of Mucor mucedo, 1383 nucleotides long. Its product is annotated as TAFII55 protein conserved region-domain-containing protein. Gene Ontology annotation, molecular function: RNA polymerase II general transcription initiation factor activity. Lineage: Eukaryota; Fungi; Mucoromycota; Mucoromycetes; Mucorales; Mucoraceae. Gene Ontology annotation, biological process: RNA polymerase II preinitiation complex assembly; transcription initiation at RNA polymerase II promoter. The transcript has 6 exons. The record is from RefSeq and is a predicted model, not a curated record. Gene Ontology annotation, cellular component: transcription factor TFIID complex. Bases 76 to 1176 code for a protein of 366 amino acids.
GAAAGGUACGCAAAAAAAAAAAAAAAAGCGCGUCACUUGACCUUUCUCUUUACUCUUUUUAUAUAUAUAUAUAUCAUGGAUGCUUCAAGUUCACAAAAAGAAACCAAGGUCAAGAUUCGAAGACCAAGACAACCUAAAGCCGAUGGAGCUAGAAAAGACAAGACGUUGAAAAUUAAAUUAACCGCCAAGGGAGCGCAUCAUGUGGAAUCCAACCAUCACAUGAACGGACACACGAAUAAUGGGUCUGAGGAGGAAGACGAUCCAGAAGCUGCCAUGGAAGAGCAAAUGAUUUUUCGAGUGCCAGAAGGUGAAUUAUGUGAUCGAUUACAUGAAAUGGUGAAAAAGAGAGAGAUUCCCGAAGACGUCAAGCUUCAAUUUAAAGAUAAUCGAAAAGGUCAAUUCAAUUUCGAAGGACGUAAAUACGAUGUACAACUCGUUGACCUGCCCACGAUUAUUGAAUCACAAAAGACGUUGGAUAAAAAGCAGUUUUACAAAGUGGCGGAUAUUUCUCAAAUGUUGUUGGUGGAUCCUACAUCAGGCAGUGAACCGUUUAUACCUCAGAUAAAUGGAAGGCUCGAGACAGAUCCUUAUAAUUUUCCUCAUGGCCUCACGCCUCCUCUCAAACACGUCAGACAGCGAAGAUUCAGAAAGAAGUUAUCGAAACGAGCUAUUGAAGAAGUCGAGAGAGAGGUAGAACGGUUACUCGAAGUGGAUGCUACAGCUGAAGAUGUACAAUAUGAGGUAGUGGAUAACCGAGAAAUGGAAGGAGAAAAUGAGUCGGAUAUCGGGACUCAAGAUAUUGAUAUUGAUGAUAGCGAUGAUGAGAGUGAAAGUGAUGAAGAUUUGGCUGCUGCUAUUGAUCGUGAUCUUGAAGAAAUGGAAGAAGAGGAUAAUGAGGAUGAAGAUGAUGAUGAUAAUGAUGAUGAAGAUGAGGACGAGGAUGAGUCUGAAGAAGACGAUGAUGAAGAGGAUGGAGCUCAAACUGGUGAAAUAGAACAAAAACGACAAGAGAUUGCAGAGCUUAAACAGGCGAUUCAAAGAAAAACACGGGAUUUGUCUACCGCACCCAACGCCAUGCUCAAGAAACGUUUUGAGACGGAUAUUGAUAAUUUGAAGAAGUCGCUUACGUUAAAAGAAGCUCAUCUUGUUGAAAUGAACGAAAAAGAAAAGCAAUAGGUUCUUUUCAGUUCUCUUUACCCAAGUAAAUAUUUCUUUCUUUUUUUUUUGUUGUUGUUGUCUGCGCGUUGUUCUUAUCGACUAUAAUAAAUAAAAUCUGAAUAAAGCUUUCACGUCCAUCUUUUUUUUUUCUCUGCGCGUUGUUCUUAAUGACUCCAAUAAUAAAAUCCUUUGUUUAUUUACGACGUGUGUAUCCAAAAAAAAAAA